AUGUCUCCUUUUUUUUCCAGUACAUUUUCCUGCUUUUUUUAUGAUGAGCUUCUCUACAUUUUACCUUUCCACUUUUCUUUUCCUCCCUUCCAUUUCCGUCUUGAUUCUACAACUUCACAAGUCUUUUUCAUUACCGUCUCGUCUAUUCUUUUCAUACUAUCUAUAUCUAUCUAUCUAUUUUAUACUAUUCUAUCGCUCACUUUCAUGUUCUUUAACUCAUUAAUUUUUAUGCUUAAUGACGAAAAGAAUAAUAUAGCCACUGAUUUUUUCUUGUUUUCUCUUAAUAUCUUACCAGUUUAUCCCUUCUCUGUCUUUCAAACUUUCUCCUACAAUUUAAUCUAUGCUCAAUUUACCCUAUCUUUUUUUUUUCAUCUGCUCACAAGUAUCUAUCUAUCUCUUUUUCUUAACUUCUGCAUAUUUUUUAUCUCCAUUUCUUUACAUCUUUUCUUUCUCUCUCCCUCCUAA
Messenger RNA from Acanthosepion pharaonis, 465 nucleotides. NCBI's taxonomy places the organism in Eukaryota, Metazoa, Mollusca, Cephalopoda, Sepiida, Sepiidae. The record is from the annotation of a GenBank genome assembly.